Messenger RNA from Caenorhabditis bovis, 1581 nucleotides. The record is from the annotation of a GenBank genome assembly. NCBI's taxonomy places the organism in Eukaryota, Metazoa, Nematoda, Chromadorea, Rhabditida, Rhabditidae.
AUGACCGCGUCGAAACACUUGCGAAAUAUUCUUAUUAUAAUUUUGAUCGUGAUUAUGGGGUAUGUCCAUUGGACGUUGAUGCGCAUAACUUUGGAUGUCGAGUGCGUCAUUAGCGAGAGAAGCUCGGAAAAUCUUUUGGUUCCAUCUCAUGAUAAUGGCGAUGAUUAUCGAUUAACAUUUCUCAACAAAUCCGACGAAUUUCAAUGGAAAAUCCGGCCGACGACGUCGGAAUGCGACGCGCGCGUUGAAUUCCUCGUGUUGAUCGCCUCGAAUCCGCGCGCGUUCUCACGCCGUCUCGUCCUUCGCGAAACAUGGAUCAAUUCGAGUCGAUUGAUCGAGAACGGAAUAAUGAAAGUGUUGUUCGUUUUGGGAGACUCGGCGAAUGAGAAAAUCAACAAAAUGGUUCAAGUCGAAGCGGAUCUUCACGACGACAUCAUCCAGGCCUCAUUUCUAGACAAUUAUCAAAAUUUGACAUAUAAGUCAUUUACCGGUCUUUUAUACGCCACGUCGAAAUGCAGAAAUUUCAAAUUUGUCGUCAAAAUCGAUGAGGACGUCAUUUUCUUUCCGGAUGCCUUAUAUGAGCGCUAUAUCAGAGGGCAUCUUGAUCCGGAUCGCGAUGCGAUCUACGGUGGAAUUCACGAAGCCGGUGUGGCGGUCUCAAGGACGGGAAAAUGGAAAAUUGAGCGUGACGACUACAAAUGCGAAAAUUUUCCGACGUACGUGUCGGGAACCAUGUAUAUAAUGACGAAGAUGACGGCGGUGGCGAUUUUGCGAGAAUCGAGGCAUCGGAAAUUCAUAACAGUCGAGGACGUGCUCAUCACCGGCUUGUUGGCAUUCGACGUGGGUGCCGUAAUCUACGAGUUGGACGAUUUCUAUCCGCUUCAAGAAUUCGAAAAUCGAUUUCAAGCGUUUUUCAUGAUUGGUAAAUCGAAAUCGCCGACGGUUCAAAAGCUAGUGCACGAGGAAUCGAAAUUAUACGACGAUAUUAUCCUAGCGGACUUCAAAGACGCCUAUCGAAAUUUGACAUAUAAGACGAUAACGUCGUUCGUGUUCGCCGUCCACAAAUGCAAAACCGCCGAUUAUUUUCUGAAGCUCGACGACGACGUCAUUUUCUUUCCCGACCAGCUAUUCGACGCCAUCGACAAAGGGGCGAUCAACGCAAAUGAGUUGGCGUUUUACGGGAAUUUUCUGAGUACCACCAGCAAUAUGGCCAUCGAGGUUGACGAUAAAUGGUACGUACCUUCAUCGUCUUACUCGUGCUCAUUGUACCCUCCAUACCAAAUGGGGAUGUUCUACAUUAUGCGGAUGGAAGUGGCUCGUCAUGUUCUGAAUGCAACUCGCCAUCGGAAGCAUAUGACGGUUGAGGAUGCUCUUAUCACUGGCCUUUAUGCCUAUGAUAUCGGCAUUAAGAACUACCAUUGGGAAAGCGUCUAUUUGCGGUUUAGAGUUGUUGAAGAUGCCUCGAUCAUCGCAAUGCUUGCCCCUCGCAAAUAUGCGAACUACUCGCAAUUGUUCUACGAAUUAAUGAAGAAUAAUUGUCCGGCUUGUAAGGUUGACAAUACUACAAAAUUGAGCACCUAA